UUUGAAUUCUAACUACAAUUUACACUGAAUUAUCGAUAUGAAAUUUUUUACUUUAAAAUUGUGAACUUCAGCAUGAUUUCAAUUAAAGUGUUAUUUUUCGGAGAAGCAUGUCAGCUGGUCGGAAAAAGAGAAGAAGCGAUUGAUUUUCCCGAAGAGACCGAUUAUGAAGAGAUUCGGAAAACAAUUUUAGAAAAUUACCCAGCUCUUCAAAAAAUUGAAAAGGUUAUGAUGCUCGCAGUGGAUCAGGAAUAUGCCAACCCCGGAGAUCGUUUCGAAUUGGUUCGCUUCACAGAAAUCGCUGUAAUUCCUCCAUUGUCUGGUGGAUAAUCUUAUUGUGAUAAUUCUUGUAGACUCUGUUUAUUUCAAUGAAAAUUUGUGAUA
Molecule: messenger RNA, 381 nt
Organism: Caenorhabditis elegans
Lineage: Eukaryota; Metazoa; Nematoda; Chromadorea; Rhabditida; Rhabditidae
Gene: moc-6
Product: Molybdopterin synthase sulfur carrier subunit
Exons: 4
Coding region: 73-327 (84 amino acids)
Biological process (GO): Mo-molybdopterin cofactor biosynthetic process
Cellular component (GO): cytoplasm; molybdopterin synthase complex; cytosol
Molecular function (GO): molybdopterin synthase activity
Source: RefSeq, marked reviewed